CAAAGAACUGGAGCUGCACGUACUCAAACCACCACCGAAGGAGGAAGUUCGCGGUCAAAAACAGAAAAUUAUUUGCCCGUUUUUACAACUUCGUUAAUAAAAACGCUCACAACAGCUCUGGAAACUAUCUGUACCCCUAUACCGAUUCACUGGAGCAGCUCAUGCAAAAACUUCAUGAUGAAAACCGAGGUAUCUACUGCUGCUAACUUUGUCACACGUCUGUUGAGGGGAACGGGACUGCUUUCAGAAGAACAGCUGCAACAAUUCAGAUUCUCUUUGGAAGAAUCUUUAGGGGAUCAUUAUCAGCACCAUUGGUUCCCAAACGCACCUUGCCGAGGUUCGGGUUACAGGUGCAUCCGGAUCAACCAUAAGAUGGACCCUUUGAUAGGCAAAGCGGCCUGUACGAUCGGACUCACAAAAGAGCGACUCUUUUCACUGCUUCCAAGUGAACUCACCAUGUGGGUUGACCCGUAUGAAGUGUCCUACCGGAUUGGAGAGGACGGGUCCAUAUGUGUCCUCUAUGAGUCCACGCCACCGCCGGACACAAAUCAGAAGGACAGCUGCAAAGACGAACUGAGAAUCGGACAGUCGACUCCGUCCAAAUCCUUCGGGAUGAUGACUUGCUCCAGCUGAAGAGUGAUUCUGUCUAAUGAGCUGUGUGUGACCAUUAAAUCAGGCAUUGCUCACAUUUGAUUUCUUUUUAAAUCUUUUUUUUUAAAUCAAUGGUGAAAUCUCCAUCCUAUUGACCUCACGGUGAAAACAAAUGUAUUUUGAUUAAAUGUAUGUUUUAAGCUCCCUGUACAGUCAUGUUGAAUAUGUUUUUUUAAAUUUCUAUUAAAAAGGUUUUCUAUGAAUUUCUAAAAAAAAAAAAA
Rhinichthys klamathensis goyatoka is the source of this 872-nucleotide messenger RNA. RefSeq lists its product as uncharacterized. The record is from RefSeq and is a predicted model, not a curated record. Gene Ontology annotation, cellular component: nucleus; cytoplasm. The transcript has 3 exons. Gene Ontology annotation, biological process: negative regulation of cell population proliferation; negative regulation of mitotic cell cycle. Bases 175 to 633 code for a protein of 152 amino acids. Lineage: Eukaryota; Metazoa; Chordata; Actinopteri; Cypriniformes; Leuciscidae.